UCGCCGCAUCAGCCUCGUAUCCUUCAUCAUGAAGCUGCCAUUGGUAAUAUUAGUGUGUGUGGGCGCUGCUCUGAAUGUGGCGGCACAGGAUGGCUCCUAUAUGUUGGAUUCACGAGGUGUGGAGGUGGAGCAGGGACUCCAACCUUCGUCAGAACUCUCCCAGAACCACCAGGCCUUCUCCCAAGCCUUCAAAGAACGCUCUGAAGAGGCCCUGCAAUACAGUCUUGGCCAAGUCGAAUACAAUGAUCCAAACCCGGAGUACGCUUGGGCUUACGAGGUCGACGCCAAAUCAACGGGGGACAUGAAGUCUGCUCGAGAGGAACGUCGAGGUGACGUGGUCGUGGGUCAGUACUCGGUCAUGGACCCCGACGGCUCUCUGCGCGUGGUCGACUACUCGGUGGCUCCCGGCACAGGCUUCCAGGCCACUGUCCGCAAGGAGUACACAGGUGAGGCUUUCCAAGGGCAGGAGCAGAGACUGCAGGCUCAGGCCAGGCAAUACAGUGCUAUCCAACAGGGAAGCAACUACCAACAGAAUCGCAACCAGUACCAACAGAAUCGUGGCCAGUACUCACAGAACCGCAACCAGUACCAGGAAAACCGUGGCCAAUACUCACAGAACUACGAUGUAAACCGACAGAACCGCAACCAGUACCAAGACUCACAAAAUCGCAACCAGAACCUGGAAAACAGUAACCAAUAUUCUCAGAACCGCAAUCAAUAUCAACAGAACCGCAAUCAAUAUCAGAGAAACCGCAACCAAUAUUCUCAGUACAGCAACGAUUACCAACAGAACCGCUAUCAGAACCAGCAGAACUACAAUGAGUACCAGCUGAAACCCAUUCAGUAUUCUCAGAAUAUCAACGCGUACCAACAGGACAACAAUCAGAAUCAGCAGAACCGUUACCAGUUUUCACAGAAUCGUAACCGAUAUCAGCAGAACCGCAAUCAAUACUCCGAGAACUUUAAUGCAUACCAGAACCGCAAUCAGUACCAACAGAAUCGCUACCAAUACCAGUACCAACAAAACCAGGACCAGUCCUAUCAGAAUCGCGAUCAGUCCUACCAGAACCGCGAUCAGUCCUACCAGAGCCGCAACCAGUUCCAACAGAACCGUAACCAGUACCAGCAGAACCGCAAUCAGUACCAACAGAACCGCAACCAGUACCAGCAGAACCGUGAUCAAAGCCUUUCCAGUCACAACAACAAUAUCAGGUACAACUUCCAGAGUUAUGGAACCAACCGCUUCAAUCAAAACCUGAACCGCCCUUCCCCCAGUCUCUACAGUCAGAACCAAAACUAUCUGGCUCGCUAUGGAUCCGGUUCUCAGAACCAGUACAGCACCCAACUGAACAGGAACCAGCAGAACCAAGGUUACUCUCCAAUCAGCGUGGUUCUCGCGUCCUCAAGGAACUAACACGCGAACCGAAAUGCCAACGGACUUCCUAGACCACGAAAUGUAAAAGGCGUUCAGAAUGGUUCAGAAUGGAUCUCUUGGUGUUGGGCAAAAAACUUUGAACUUCUUAA
Messenger RNA from Penaeus monodon (black tiger shrimp), 1524 nucleotides. RefSeq names its product GATA zinc finger domain-containing protein 14-like. Lineage: Eukaryota; Metazoa; Arthropoda; Malacostraca; Decapoda; Penaeidae. The record is from RefSeq and is a predicted model, not a curated record. Gene Ontology annotation, cellular component: extracellular matrix.